Messenger RNA from Fonsecaea multimorphosa CBS 102226, 1716 nucleotides. RefSeq lists its product as uncharacterized. Gene Ontology annotation, molecular function: carbohydrate:proton symporter activity. The transcript is spliced from 7 exons. Gene Ontology annotation, cellular component: membrane. Gene Ontology annotation, biological process: transmembrane transport; carbohydrate transport. Lineage: Eukaryota; Fungi; Ascomycota; Eurotiomycetes; Chaetothyriales; Herpotrichiellaceae. The record is from RefSeq and is a predicted model, not a curated record. The coding region runs from base 1 to 1716 and encodes 571 amino acids.
AUGGUCACACAGGGCAACCUCGUCUUCACCCAAGGUCUUAAGAUUCAAGAUCGAAACAAGAUUCCAGUGACAAUGGACGACCAUCAUGUGGUGCAGACAGACGAUCCUAUGGUUGAACUGCGGGAGAAUUAUGUCAAGCCAGGUCUUCGCGGAACUUUUCAAUCCAAAUAUGUCGUCCUUUGCGCCUUCGUCGUCAGGCUUGGGGGUUUUCUGUUUGGCUAUGACCAAGGAGUCGUCUCCGUCAUCCUUGUCAUGGAUCAAUUCCUCGACCAUUUCCCCCGGGUCUCCGAGACUGCCAGUGGAGCUGGCUUUUGGAAAGGAUUCAUGACGGCCAUGAUUGAACUGGGAGCACUUAUUGGAGCAUUCAAUCAAGGCUGGCUGGCCGAGAAAAUAUCCCGAAAAUAUUCGAUUUGUGUGGCUGUCUGCAUUUUUGUGCUUGGUUCAAUCUUGCAGACCGCCGCGCAAGACUAUGCAAUGCUGAUUGUGGGCCGGCUCAUUGGCGGUAUUGGUGUUGGAAUGCUGAGUAUGGUCGUUCCUAUGUAUAUCGCUGAGGUGUCACCACCAGAGAUCAGGGGCACGUUGCUUGUCCUCGAAGAGUUCUCCAUCGUGUUCGGUAUCAUUUGCGCUUACUGGCUGACGUUUGGUACGCGAUACAUUGGUGGGGAAUGGUCGUUCCGACUUCCUUUCCUUCUUCAGAUCAUACCGGCGAUCCUUCUCGGCGUCUCCGUCCUCUUCAUCCCCUUUUCACCCAGGUGGCUUGUAUCAAAAGGACGUGAUCAAGAAGCACUGGCCGCUCUGGUCAAACUUCGCCGGGUUCCAGCGGACGAUCCACGAAUUCAAGCCGAAUGGUUUGAUAUUCGUGCUGAAGUAGCAUUUCACAAGGAGGUUGCCAAAGAGAAACAUCCCAACCUCGGCGUCAAGGGUCGACAGUCUCGCUGGGCUGCUGUUAAACUGGAGCUUGCAGCCUACGCCGAUUGCUUCAAGCAAGGCUACUGGCGACGCACCAUGGUCGGCAUUGGCUUGAUGUUCUUCCAGCAGUUUGUCGGCAUCAACGCCCUCAUCUAUUACUCACCGAGCUUGUUCGAGAGCAUGAACGUCAAUUACAACAUGCGGCUGGUGUUGUCUGGCAUUCUGAAUGUCACCCAGCUUCUCGGAGUUUCGACGUCCCUGUAUACCAUGGAUCGCUUCGGACGGCGGCCACUUCUGCUGUUGGGCAGUGUGAUCAUGACCAUUUCCCACGUCAUCAUUGCAGUCUUGGUCGGUUUAUACUUUGACAGCUGGAACGAUCACAAAGACAAAGGCUGGGUAGCGGUUGCUUUUCUUUUUCUAUACAUGCUGGCCUUUGGCAUGACAUGGGGACCUGUUCCGUGGGCUAUGCCAUCCGAAAUCUUCCCCAGCUUCCUGCGAGCGAAAGGUGUGGCGUGGAGCACCUGCAGCAACUGGCUCAAUAAUUUCAUCAUCGGUCUGAUCACUCCACCUCUGAUCCAGAACACUCGGGGAUUUGGCGCGUACACAUUUUUUGCCGUCUUCUGUGCCUUGAGUGGGGUAUGGACGUGGUUCUUUGUGCCAGAGACCAAAGGGCGCAGCCUCGAGGAUAUGGACCGAGUAUUCGGAGAUCGUGCUGCGGCAUCAGAUAGAGCUCGAAGGAAGGAUAUCAUCAAUGAGCUAAAGCAAUGCGAUGAGCAAAUGAAGCAAGAGGAAGUAAAGACAGCAUGA